Molecule: messenger RNA, 2242 nt
Organism: Budorcas taxicolor (takin)
Lineage: Eukaryota; Metazoa; Chordata; Mammalia; Artiodactyla; Bovidae
Gene: KAT5
Product: lysine acetyltransferase 5
Exons: 13
Coding region: 193-1833 (546 amino acids)
Biological process (GO): regulation of DNA-templated transcription
Molecular function (GO): histone acetyltransferase activity
Source: RefSeq, a predicted model, not a curated record
ACCUGACCUGAGCCUUAAAACACCCUAUUCCCCCGCCAGCCAAACUGGCCGGCUCCGUCAGCAAGCUGGGCGGCGGUGUCUCCUAAGAACCUACUCGUAAAGCCGCUUCGGGGAAGACGGGGCCUACAACGUGCUCAAUCCCGGAAGUGACGGCUCCCAGAGGGGCCGGAAGUGGCAGUGGAGGGAGGGAAGAUGGCGGAGGUGGUGAGUCCGGUGCCCGGGGCGGGGCGGAGGGAGCCAGGGGAGGUGGGUAGAGCCCGAGGCCCCCCAGUAGCCGACCCUGGCGCCGCGCUGUCUCCCCAGGGGGAGAUAAUCGAGGGCUGCCGCCUGCCUGUGCUGCGGCGGAACCAGGACAACGAAGAUGAGUGGCCACUCGCUGAGAUUCUAAGCGUGAAGGACAUCAGUGGCCGGAAGCUUUUCUAUGUCCAUUACAUUGAUUUCAACAAACGCCUGGAUGAAUGGGUGACCCACGAGCGGCUGGACCUGAAGAAGAUCCAGUUCCCCAAGAAAGAGGCCAAGACCCCCACUAAGAACGGACUUCCUGGGUCCCGACCCGGCUCUCCAGAGAGAGAGGUGCCGGCCUCCGCCCAGGCCAGCGGGAAGACCUUGCCAAUCCCGGUUCAGAUCACACUCCGCUUCAACCUGCCCAAGGAGCGGGAGGCCAUUCCCGGUGGCGAGCCCGACCAGCCGCUCUCCUCCAGCUCCUGCCUGCAGCCCAACCACCGCUCAACGAAACGGAAGGUGGAGGUGGUUUCACCAGCAACUCCAGUGCCCAGCGAGACAGCCCCAGCCUCAGUUUUCCCCCAGAAUGGAUCAGCCCGGAGGGCAGUGGCAGCUCAGCCCGGGCGGAAGCGGAAAUCGAAUUGUUUGGGCACUGAUGAGGACUCCCAGGACAGCUCAGAUGGAAUCCCGUCCGCUCCUCGCAUGACUGGGAGCCUGGUAUCUGACCGGAGCCACGACGACAUCGUCACCCGGAUGAAGAACAUCGAGUGCAUCGAGCUGGGCCGGCACCGCCUCAAGCCCUGGUACUUCUCCCCGUACCCUCAGGAGCUUACCGCGCUGCCCGUCCUCUACCUCUGCGAGUUCUGCCUCAAGUAUGGCCGAAGCCUCAAGUGUCUGCAGCGUCACUUGACCAAGUGUGACCUGCGACAUCCUCCCGGCAAUGAGAUCUACCGCAAGGGCACCAUCUCCUUCUUUGAGAUCGACGGACGUAAGAACAAGAGUUACUCCCAAAACCUGUGUCUUCUGGCUAAGUGUUUCCUCGAUCACAAGACGCUGUACUAUGACACAGACCCUUUCCUCUUCUACGUCAUGACAGAGUACGACUGCAAGGGCUUCCAUAUAGUGGGCUACUUCUCCAAGGAAAAGGAGUCCACGGAAGACUACAACGUGGCCUGCAUCCUGACCCUGCCCCCCUACCAGCGCCGGGGCUAUGGAAAGCUGCUGAUCGAGUUCAGCUAUGAACUCUCCAAAGUGGAAGGGAAAACGGGGACCCCUGAGAAGCCCCUCUCGGACCUUGGCCUCCUGUCCUACCGAAGCUACUGGUCCCAGACCAUCCUGGAGAUCUUGAUGGGGUUGAAGUCAGAGAGCGGGGAGAGGCCACAGAUCACCAUCAAUGAGAUCAGUGAAAUUACCAGCAUCAAGAAGGAGGAUGUCAUAUCCACUCUACAGUACCUCAACCUCAUCAACUACUACAAGGGCCAGUAUAUCCUCACCCUGUCGGAGGACAUCGUGGAUGGGCACGAACGGGCUAUGCUCAAACGGCUUCUUCGGAUCGACUCCAAGUGUCUGCACUUCACUCCCAAGGACUGGAGCAAGAGGGGAAAGUGGUGACCGGACGCUGCCCGGGGAAUGCCGGCAAAGGCAGCAGAACUGAAGCUGGCAGCCAUCUCGCCCCCAGCAGGGUCUCCAAGAGGCACACCAAGGGAGACAGGGCUGAGGACCACUCCAAAAGGAGAGGACGGGCCUGGUCAAGGCUAGCUGGUGCCCAGCACCAAGGCGAGCUCAGGGCUCAUGGCAACUCCACGGUCAGCUGGCUGCAGGCCCAGGCCUGCUGUGAACCAGGGACCAGAGGGAGCCAGGCAGCUGUGUAUAUAGUAAGAUGGGGGGUGGGGUGCCUUGUACAGAGGACUGACGGCUGUACAAAUUUCUUCUGUAAAGUAGGAGCUGGGGUGUGGUGGGUACUGGUUGCAAAAUUAUGGCCUCUUCUGCCCCAUUGCCCCCUGGCAAUAAAUUGUUCCUA